Molecule: messenger RNA, 762 nt
Organism: Colletotrichum aenigma
Lineage: Eukaryota; Fungi; Ascomycota; Sordariomycetes; Glomerellales; Glomerellaceae
Exons: 3
Coding region: 1-762 (253 amino acids)
Source: RefSeq, a predicted model, not a curated record
AUGUUAGCCCGCCAACUCAUCUCGAGGGUCACCCGACCCAUCACACUCCCGCCUCGCAUCCAGUCCAUCAUCACCUCACGAGGCAUCCAUGCAACCCCGAUCUCUGCCGCCAACGUCCAAAGGCCAGCCAACGAUUCUUACCUCGUCUCAGCCGCCCCCACCGCAGCGGAGCUUGACACGAUGAUGAACAACCUCCAAAAGGGCGAAGCGCACCCCGUCGUCGUUUACAGCGCCCUCAAGGCCUACGAGGCCGCCUUCAACGCCGACAAGCAAAAGAUUCUCGACGGAUUCAGGCAGCAACGCAUCGAGAUACGAGAGUCUCAUGACGCGAUUGACAGGGUGCUGAAUAAGCUUCAACGCCUGCAUAAUCGUGUGUAUUACUGGGACGAUAGAAUCGACGAUUGGAUGGCUAAGAUGGACGCCACGCCUGUGCCGGAACGUUUCGACUUUCGCCGGGUUUUGCAGGCGGGGCUUUGGAUGCUUAGCGGCGGCACUGCUGUUCGCUAUUACGUCGUCUUUACUAUCGUCGUCGUCUUUACUAUCGUCGUCGUCUUUACUAUCGUCGUCGUCUUUACUAUCGUCGUCGUCUUUACUAUCGUCGUCGUCUUUACUAUCGUCGUCGUCGUAACUAUCGUCGUCGUUACUAUUACCGUCGUGGUUAUUAUUAUCGUCAUUGUUACUAUUGUUAUCGUCGUUACUAUCGUUGUUGUUAUCACUGUCCUCGUCGUCGUUAUCGCUAUUGCUAUUGCUACUAUCGUCUAA